AUGACGUCAGUAGUUAACACGGCUACAGGAGCAGAGGCAAAUCAAUUUCAGUUGGAAAAUGCUGCAUUUCCACAACAAGUUUCAACAAUGCAACAUCGACAAGGAUCAGCGGUGGUCCCAUCACAACUGAGUGGACAAGAAGGUGCGCUUAGGCUAACAUACAUACCACAGGGAACAACAGAUGUAGGUGUCCAAGGAACUGCGGGUGUAACAAUCAAUCAGGGCCCUGUUGGUACGGGAAACAAUCAAGGUGCUAUUAUUGAAAAUGCAAGGCAGGCUGGUCAACACGUGCAGGCGACCAAUGAUCGCCGCUUUAUAUUAUAUCAGAACCGAGUAGCAGGAAAUAAUACCGCAACUACAAAUUUGGAUGAUUCACACAUACCUCAAGGCUCUGGUAUUGUUGUUGCUGAUUCGCAAAUUGUUGAUCUCGGUCACAAAGUUAGAGAAGAACCGUAUGCAGCAGCGAACGAUAAUCAGCAACAGAAUUUCGAGACAAGUGUUGAUCACAUCUUAAACGCUGAGGAUGUGUUUUCAAGAAUGAUAGAGGACAAGAUCCGUAAGGAGUUGGGCACAGAAAUUCCAGAGCUUCCAGGAAAACCAUAUCCCCGCUAUGUCGAAUGGGAGCCAUUGCCAAGGAACUUUAAGAUUCCCGAUUUUCAGCAAUUCUCAGGAGAGGAUGAGAAGAGACCCGAGGAUCAUAUAAGUUUGUUUGAAUUGCAAUGCGGGUCGCGUUCCAGCCAAAGGGACAAUACCGAGCAAAGGUCAGUCAGAGCUGCACCCGUGAAUGACAGAGAAUGUCAUCGCGCUGUUCAUCCGAAGUUCCCUACUCCGCCAUUGAGGAAAGAAAAGAUGACCAGGACACAUAAACGACGAUGGCAGAGGGUUGUCAAUAAACAAAAUAGGGGUGCAACAGGAAAGUUAGGAAGGGUACAAGAGGAACAACCACUGUUAUCCCAGCAAGCGUCAAUGAAUGAGUUUUCAGGGCAGGAAGAUAGACGGUCACAGUUGUGGAGGAAAGUGGAUACGUUCUUCCCACCAUUAAACAUGGUUUAUAUGUUACCGAAAACUUUUCGUUUGAAAGAACCAGCAACUACAACAACUAUCAUCCCCAAAGCUGUUGCACACUCACUAGUUGUUCCUGAAGCAGCUUCGUUCGUAACAGAAACACAUGAUGCUACGGUUGGUGGUAUUCAGCUGCUAUCUCAAGAAGAUGGACCAGAAAUCAUAGCUACCGAUGCAAGUCCAUUUGCAGCUCAAGCUAAAGCUAUAGAGGCUUACUAUUACAACAGUGAAGUAGGUCCAUACCAUCUUGUUGGGAUGGAUAAGUAUGGUCGGCCACAACAGGCCACUAUGCGUCGUGAUAUGAGUCUUCUAGAGUGGAUGUUGUUACAAGAAGUCAAAAGGCCAUACAAUUACAACAUGUUAAGGUCGUUGCUAGCUGCUCCGUCUAUUGAAGAAGUAUUUAAUGAAGACAAUUGA
Messenger RNA from Oldenlandia corymbosa var. corymbosa, 1479 nucleotides. Lineage: Eukaryota; Viridiplantae; Streptophyta; Magnoliopsida; Gentianales; Rubiaceae. The record is from the annotation of a GenBank genome assembly.